Messenger RNA from Schistosoma turkestanicum, 560 nucleotides. Lineage: Eukaryota; Metazoa; Platyhelminthes; Trematoda; Strigeidida; Schistosomatidae. The record is from the annotation of a GenBank genome assembly.
AUCAUAUUCGCCAUAAAAAUUUCGAACAUCUUGUAUAUUGAAUAGACUAGAAUGAAGUUUCGGAUUACCGCGGUCUCAUACCGCGCAUUCGCGAAUAUUUUUACUCGGCUGGACAAAUGGCCUUAAAGCGUUUAACCAAGGAGCUACAGGAUUUUUCUUUAGAUCCUCCAGCUCAGUGUUCAGCUGGACCUGUUGGUGCUGAUCUAUUUACCUGGCAAGCAACUAUUAUGGGACCUGCCGACAGUCCAUAUGAAGGUGGAGUUUUCUACUUGAGUAUAUUAUUUCCUACAGACUACCCAUUCAAACCUCCUAAGAUCAACUUCAAUACAAAGAUAUAUCAUCCAAAUAUAAAUACCAAUGGCAGUAUAUGUUUAGAUAUCCUCCGAGGCCAGUGGUCUCCCGCUCUUACAAUAUCAAAAGUUCUGCUUUCAAUUUGCUCGUUACUGACAGACCCCAAUCCAGAUGAUCCUCUAUGCCCAGACGUUGCACGUCAAUACAAAGCAGACCGUAAAAAAUAUGAUGAUUUAGCCAGGGAGUGGACACAAAAGUAUGCUAUGUGA